This is a messenger RNA of Closterium sp. Naga37s-1, 3540 nucleotides long. The record is from the annotation of a GenBank genome assembly. Lineage: Eukaryota; Viridiplantae; Streptophyta; Zygnematophyceae; Desmidiales; Closteriaceae.
AUGCGUCCACUGCUAUCCUUGCUGCUGCACCUGCUGUCCCUCGCGCCCCCCUCACUCGCCACCGCCUUCUGCCAAGCCCAGGCGUCCGCCCUACUGCCCAUCCUCACGUCCCUCCUCUCAGCAGGCCUCCACCAACACCAUGGCGGGUGUCCGUGUGUCCCAGGGAGCAGGGAGCUGCACGCACACUGUGCUGUGCUCUUCUCACACUCCUCCGCCGCUGCCCUUUCCCCUAACUGCUCUCCCCCCCCCUCCCUCCUGUCUCUUCCCCUGUACCAUAUUCCCGUGCACCUACUUUUCAUCCCGCGCACCCAUCAGAGCAUGGCUGCCGUGUGUCCCAGGGCGAUGCAUGCGCAGUGGGCUGUGCUCUUCCCACACUCCUCCUCUGCUGCCCCCAGGUCCUCCUCCGCAUCCCUGCUUGCGCCUCUGCUCGCCGACCCAUCCCCCAAGGUGCGAGUGGCAGCAGCACAGGCCCUCGCCUCACUCCUCGACUCGCCUCUCACUCUCACCUUCCUGCAUCGCACUGCUGCCUCCGCGCCCACCCCUGCUGCUGCCUCUGCUGCUGCUGGAGGGCCUCGCACCCCAGGCAAGAGAGCACCAGCGCGAGGGUCAGGAGGGGUGGAGAGUGGUGCUGGGGGAACAGCAUGUGGGGGGGAUGGUGCGGCUGGUCCUGCUGGGGAUGAUGAUGGUCCAUGGCAACAGUGCCACAGCAGGAGCACGAUCCGUGGGCUGGGCCCUGUCGCUUCCCUUGCAAUGCUCACCGUAACACGUGUGCUCCUGUCCGUGCACCAAUCAACCCCCAUCCCCAUCUGUCCCGCCCCGCGUGCAGCCGUGGCAGCAGUUCUACAGCAGGAGCAGGACCCGUGGACCCUGUCGCUCGCCCGUCACAGGUACACGAUCCACAUGUGUUCACUCAUGUGCGUGUGUGUGCAACCCCCUUCCCUCCCCCCCCUGCGUGCAGCCGUGGCAGCAGUGCUACAGCAGGAGCAGGACCCGUGGACGCUAUCCCUCGCCUGCAAGCUGGCGUCGCUGCUGGCGCAAUGCACACCGUACCAUCGUCUUCGCUCCGCCCCUCGUUUGAGUCACAUCCUGCCCUCUGCUCUAGUCACGCGGAUCUCCACUCUCCUCUCGCCAGGCCCUCUUUCCUCCUCCUCCUGGUCCACCAGCAUGUCUUAUAGCGAGGAUGGCAUCUCCACUGCUUCUGCAGCCACAGCAGCAGCAGCAACAGCCUUCCUGGGCCACGUCCUCUUGCGCUCCACACUCCCUCCCCCACAACCAGCCACCACAGCUACUAGCACCACACCAUCAACCAUCACAUUCACCUGCCUGCUCUCGUGGGUGCAGCCCUGCAUUCCCACUGCUGUGCGCGUCGAAGCCCUUCAGGCGCUAGCAGCAUGGGUGUCCACGUUCCCUGCAUCUGCUGCCGAAUCGCUCUGGCCCGACCUCCUUGCCCUCAUCACUGCCACACUCAACCCUCCUGCCAAGCCUGACACUGCCAGCUCAGCGACACACACCGCUGUGCCAGAUCAGCCUGCUAGUGCACACCCUGACAGCAGCUGCUCGCUGCAAGCUGAAUCCGCUCUCACUGACCGCCUCCUAACUGCAGCACUCAAGCCGGAGUUGGCCCUUGUCUCCCCACCUGCCUGUGCUAACACAGUGCGUGCCGCUGCUACAGCCGCCACAGCUGCCACGAGUGCUACAGCUGCAACAGUCUGUGCCCCUGACUUAGCAGGUUCUGCUACAGCCUGCCUUCCUGCUACAGAUGCACCCACAGCCUACAACCCUGCCACAUCACCCUGCGCUACAGCCUGCGCCUCUGCAGCUUUGCUUGCUGUACCUACUGCCUCUGCUGCGAUCAGUAGUGGGCUAUCUUCAUCCAGUCAACUACUGCCACGUGUCCCUCCUCCUGGCGCCUCACAGUGGGCUGAAGUACUCCGCCUUGGGCUGCUGCCGCCCCUCCUUCGACACCCCUCUCCCGCGACCCGCAUGGCAGCGCUCACAUGCUUCCUGCACAUGCCAGCGCCCACCCUGCAGUACCUCUCCCACAUGCAUGAUGUCAUCUUCCAGCCAAUGUUCGCCCUGGCAGCAGGAGAGUCGGUGCCAGCAGUGCAAGCAGCACUGAUGAAGGUCUUUGGAAUCAUAGUGCCGCACCUCAUGCCCGCACAGUCCGCUCUACUGCAAUGUGGUCUCUUGCCAACAUCUCAGAGCGUCUACCGCCCAUGCACUGUAGCAGCACGCACUGUAGCAGCACGCACUGUAGCAGCACGCACUGCAGCAGUAUGCAGUGUAGCAGCAUGCACUGUAGCACUGAUCACUGUAGCAGGGAAUGUUCUAGCAGCGUGGUGGGCACCCUGGCGCACAUUGGUGGGAAAUCAAGUGCCGCCUGCGGAAGCUGAGGCAGGAGGAGGGCAGGUGAGGCGCCUCCAGAGUAACUGCCGGUGCUGCGGUGAAAGUCAGCUGGCAGUGGGGGGCGAAGCAGCGGAGGCGUGUAAGGUGGACGGGAGAUGUGGUGGCAGCAGGUCAAAGAGUAGUGACUGUAACGAGGGAGAUGAGCAAGAGCAGACGCAGCACUGGCCCGUAGAUAGCUGUGGCAGCAGCACAGCUGAUGCUGGCUUGACUCAGAUCGUGAGGCUUGCAUCAGAAGAAGCAGCAGCAGGGGCUGCUCCUGCAGAGGGAGAUGCAGAAGCAGGGGGCGUUGACAUGCAUAGGAGGAGGAGGGAAGCCGACAAACAGGAGGCAAUCGCAGGGAAGGAGUUGCAGGAGGAGAGGGGGAGCGGUGGUGGAGUGGCGGGGGUGUGGCAAGAGCGAGUGGUGGAAGCCAUUCUGUCAUGCGCCUUGCAGACCAACCCCAAGGCGAGUGUGCAGUGGAGUGUGUGUGCAGCCCUCUCCCUACUCCUCCAGAACCCUUCCGUGCACCUCCCUUCCUCUCCCUGGACCUCCCCCGCUCUCGCCACGCUGCAGGCUCUCUUGCAGCGCUCCUCCAACUUCAAGAUUCGCAUCCACGCCGCUGCUGCCCUUUCAGCUCUCUUGCAGCGCUCCUCCAACUUCAAGAUUCGCAUCCAUGCUGCUGCUGCACUACUCCAGCCAUGCGCCAGGGCAGGUGAUAUCUGGGGCAGUCCUACGGUCCCCAUCCACUCUUCCCCAUCCAUCUCUACUUUCUUUCUGCACCCACUCCCUUCCUUCACUUCCCCUUCUCACUCCCUCCAACGGCAGACUAUGUUCCGGAAAAUGGAGCUAGUCUGCUGCCUGAUUGCACCCAUCCUCCCCACCCCGUCCCUUUUUCCGCUUCCCCUCGUUUUUCCCCACCCGGCGCUGCUCUCACUCCCUCGAACGUCAGACUAUGGGGCAGAAUUCGGUGCUAUCCUGCGCGCCCUGGUCUCGUCGCUCGCCUCUCUUGAUGCGGCGGAUCAACAGCAGAGUGCGGUGGAGCAGCGGUACAAGCCGGUGCUGACGGAUCAGAUAUCAGCAACACUUCUUCACAUGACCUCACUAUCCUCCCUUGAAGACCUUCGUGCCGCCCGCCCGUUCUUGCAGCAGGUAUGA